Molecule: messenger RNA, 2352 nt
Organism: Myzus persicae (green peach aphid)
Lineage: Eukaryota; Metazoa; Arthropoda; Insecta; Hemiptera; Aphididae
Product: zinc finger MYM-type protein 1-like
Exons: 2
Coding region: 1-2352 (783 amino acids)
Molecular function (GO): protein dimerization activity
Source: RefSeq, a predicted model, not a curated record
AUGAAACGUUCUAAGUUAAGUGGAGACAAAUAUAGGAAAUUGGCCAAGGAAAAAUUGGAAAAACAAAGAUUGGUUUUAGAAAAUGUCCCGAAAAUUAAUACAUUAUUUAGUAAGGAAGUAAUUACGUCAGUAAGUGUAAGUCCAAAAAUAUCUUCUAGCGUCAUAGAUUCUGGGGAUAUUAAAACAGUACAGAAUGAAAAAAAUAAUACUUAUUUUAAUGACAGAACAGAGAUAGAGUUACAAAAUAAAACUAAAACAAGUAUUUUUAGUAAAGAUCCUUCUCAAUGGAUACGAACAGCCGACUUUAUUCACUUUGUGGCAUCACACGGUGUUGAUCAAAAUAUGAACUCAGACUUUUCAAACUCCAAACGGAUAUACUCUGACCAAAGUAGAUAUUUAACUAAAUCUAUGUUCUAUAGGAUAUUAUCAAACAAUGAAAAAAUUCUUAGAACGUGGUUAGUUUACUCAGAAAUUAAAGGGACUGUAUUUUGCGCACCGUGUUGGUUAUUUCGUGACGACUCUGGUUUGGCUACUACAGGUUUUAAUGACUGGAAAAACGCUUGUUCGAGGUUAAAACAACAUGAAAAUUCUAUAAAUCAUAAAAACUGUUUGAUUCAAAUACAAGACAUCAAUCAAACUAAGGAAAGAGUAGAUUCAAGAUUAAUGAAUCAAAUUGAUGGGGAAAAAAACUAUUGGAAAAAUAUUUUAUUGCGAAUUGUUGCCGUAGUUAAAUCACUUGCCUUACGGGGACUCCCUUUUCGGGGUGACAACGAGUUAAUUGGUUCUUCGAAAAAUGGAAAUUUUCUUAUGUCAAUAGAAUUAAUAUCUGAAUUCGAUCCAUUUUUGGCACAACAUAUUAAUAAAUACGGUAAUGCCGGUCGAGGAUCAACAUCAUAUUUAUCAUCAACUGUUUUUGAAGAAGUAAUUUCUAUAAUGGCGGAAAAAGUAAACAAAUAUUCUGUUGAUGAAAUUAAACGUAGAAAAUACUUUUCCAUUAUAGUUGAUUCAACUCCUGACAUUACGCACAUUGAUCAGCUUUCCUUUAUUGUGAGAUAUGUAAAUGACCAAGGUCUACCAGUUGAACGAUUUCUUGAAUUUAUACCAAAAGCGGGUCAUAAGUCUGCAGAGUUAUUUGAUGUAGUCAAUGAUCUCAUUAAACGUUACGGUUUGGAUUGGUUCAACUGUAGGGGACAAUCAUAUGACAACGCUAAUAAUAUGUCCGGCAGUUAUUCAGGUCUCCAAGCACGAGUUAAAGAAAUAAAUAAUUUAAUAUAUUUUGUUCCAUGUGCGGCACAUUCGCUAAAUUUAGUUGGAACGCACGCUGUAGAUAGUUCAAAAGAAGCAGUUAAAUAUUUUGGAUUAAUGCAACAUUUGUUUAUGUUCUUUACUAUUUCAACUCAUCGUUGGGAAAUACUCAGUAAUAAUUUGAAACCGGGAACUCAUACGUUGAAACAUCCAUCAUUUACAAGAUGGUCAUCAAGAGAUGCAGCUUGUUUGAGUAUAAAUGAAAAUUGGUCUGAAAUUAUCAAUGCCUUAACAUAUAUAAUGAAUGCUACUACAGAAAAUAAUAUGACUCGAAACGAAUCACAAGGACUAUUAAAUAAACUCCAAUCAUUAGAGACUUGCUUUAUGUCUAUAUUAUGGGGUUUUCUAUUGAACAGAUUAAAUGUAGUUAGUGAGAAGUUACAAAAAGUUGAAAUAGAUUGUGGUCUCGUAGUUGAGCUUUACGAUUCUUUAAUUCAACUUACUACAAAUACUCUUGAAAAUUUUGAUGAAUUUGAAAAAAAAGCAAUUGAAAAAUCUGUUACAAAAGAAUAUAAAGAUUUAAAAACUCAUCAUUUAUUGAAUAAACUUAACAAGAGAAGAGCUGCGUAUCAAAAUUUUUUUUUUCCAUUUGCUUUUAUUGUCAUGCUCGAACGUCUAUCACAUGAUGAUAUUGUUAAAGGAGCUACACAACUUAAUGAAAUAUACUAUGAUGAUAUGGAUUUAAAUGAAUUAAUCAAUGAAUGUUUACAUUUAAAAGCACACAUAAUACAACUGGCUGACGAUAAGCAAAACAAUGUUCCCAAACUUCUUCAAAUUUUACAUGAAAAAAACUUAAUUUCAAUAUAUCCCAACAUCGAAAUAGCACUCAGAAUAUAUACAUCUACUGCGGUGACUAACUGUUCAGCUGAACGUUCUUUUUCUUGCUUGAAAAGAAUAAAAAAUUAUCUCCGAUCAACGAUGUCACAGGAUCGAUUAAAUGCACUUGCUAUACUAAGUAUUGAACAUGAAUUAACUAAUCAGUUAUCAUAUGACGACAUCAUAGAAGACUUUGCGAAAAAAAAAUCAAGACGUAAGACUAUAAUCUGA